AGCCGCCUCAUCGAGUUCCCCUUGCUGCAGCACUCCUCACUGCAAUCCCGCAGCAAGGUGACUCGGAGCUUUCGGCCACCAGACAGUUCGUCGAGUUGCUGUCAUUGUGUUUGAAUCCCAUCACAUGCCCUCUUGAAGCUUCACGAUAUCUUCGGAUGUUCUCUCUGUCAUUAUAGUACCACCUAGUCUUGGACCCUCUGGACGUCACCAAGAGACUUUUCGCGCGAUCGAUUCGGUACCAACGGAACACAUUCUAACAAUGGCACCUUCUUUGACCCUGCGUCCUCGCACCCGCGACGAUCGUCCUCCUACAAGGGACAAUACCGACCACAGUCUCAUUAUUCCCAGCCGGACGUCUUCUCUCCACUCGCGAAUCACCCAGCCGCUUCCGUCAACUUUGAAUGUCAAACAGGGUGCCCGCACCCCCAAGACAUUAACCCAUGCGUACAUGGUAUGUGGUGUUGGCCGGGAGCCGUCGCAAUGGGUGAAGGCACCAGCACCAGCGCAGGGCAAGAUUGGGCACAUGAAAGGCGCAGUGGGCACUUUCUGGCUGCCAGAGAUCUUGGGUAGCAGUCCGAGAUUGGAGCAGGAUAACGAGAUUGCGAGGUCUCUCCAUGCUGCGAUGCGAGCCUGUUUCCCCCACGAUGUCGAGAUUUGCACCGGACGAAGCCAGCCCCAUUGCGUGCAUCACUCCUUUGUUCUCCAGCAAGAUUCGUCGCACACUCUUUACGGCAUUGCCCUUCGUGUUUGGUCUCGUGCCGAUGAGAAGAGAGCCGAGACGAUUCGUGAUCUGCGCAAGCGCACCGAGCCGGAUUUCUUCGACAGCCCUGACGAGACCUACUGGAUUCCGUACUGCCUGAGUUUCCUCUCGAGGUAUCCCUUGUACAACCUGCUCGGCGACUACCUUCGAGGGAUGUGGAUCCACUGGAACAAGGCUACCAAUCUGUUUCACGCUGAGGAGGUAUCUCGCAUACUGAGCUUCCCCGCGCCACGACUGAACGACCUAGUCCGCAUUGACAUGAAGGAUUACGCGCUGUGCUACCAAUUCCCCUCUUCACCGACCGGUUUUCAAAAUUUUGCCAUGUGGCCGCUGUUCACCUGUCUCUCAAUUCCCAACAUCGUAGGCGUAAUUGAGGCCGCAGUAUCGCCAACACGACGAAUCAUCUUCACCAGCCACUACCCCGCAGUGCUCACCAUCGCAGCUGAAACGGUGCGAUAUUGCGUUCGGGUGUAUGAGUGGAGCGGUCUGUACGUACCUGUCGUGCAUGCGCGUCACGUCAAGGACCUCGUACAAGAACCGGGACCAUACAUCCUCGGUGUAACGUCGGAAUGUCGAUCGUUAUUCACCGCACCAAACGAUGCCCUUGUAGUGGACCUGGACCGAAACUUCGUGCUGACUUCGAGCCCGCCGACCGCCCUGACAGCUGGACAGAGGACCAAGAUGAUUCAGCGUCUCACGCAGGCUCUCAACGGCGAAGUGUCGCCGACCGGUGUCCCACAGCAUCUGCGAUCUGCUUACGGUGGCGGCAAGCUGAUCCCUGCCGGUCAGAUCAUCGUCAUGCGCGGUGAGGUUGAGAGCAUUCAGGACCCAGAGUGGUGGAACCAGGAUGCGGUAAUGUCCAUCAUGGACCACGUGUGUGAGAAGCUCGGCCGCAACAGUGGGAUGAAGGCGAUCUUUGGUGGAUCUGUCAAGAAACCACUGAUGACCAAGGUCUCCAUGCGCCACCUCAAUGAGAUUGUUCGCGAGCGCAAUCAGUACUCUCGUGACGCUCAGGAGGCUUGGCAGGACUUCAUCAAUCUUAAGGGUCGCAUGGACACGGAGCUUUCCAAGGUCUCCAAGCGCAACAACUUCCUGGUCGAGGAGCUUGAGAGCUGGAAGCAGCAAUUCCUCAAGUUUCAGACGUUUGCCGAGCAGCUUACAAAGGAGACCCAGGAGCUCAAGAUCAAAAUCGAGAACCACAAACGCGAAAAUCGUCGCCUCACAAGUCUCAUUGACCAGCAGAAGGAUGAUGCCGCACGUCUCACAGUUCGCCUCUCUGGAACUGAAAAGCAGCGUGACGAUGCUCUGGAAGCUCUUGUCCUUCAGCAGGAGAUCGCUGAAGAGCUCGAGCGCGAGAGGCAGAGGAACAAGAAGGAUCUUUCUGCACUUCAGCACACCAACUCUGCACUCGUUCGACAGCGUGAUGAGACUCAGCGCGUUGUCCUCCACCUUCGUGCUCUUAUCGAGGGUCAGACCCACCACAUGGAACACAUUGUCAAGUCUCUGAACCAGGAUGACAUGAACAACUACAUGGCGGAGGGUUUCCCCGAGGACGUUGAGGAGGAGGAUGAAGAGGACGAGUUCCAUGAUUCUGAGGCACCUCAGACGCCCAGGAAGGACAGGUCAGAGGUUGGCACCAUUCGCGGCGUUUCUGGUAUCGACAGCCAGGCUGGCUCAAGAUCAAGCACCGCAAACGGUACGCAUCUCGAGGGCGAGGACGUCACACCCGACAUGGAACACCGCUUACACAACUCUCCAGCGCGCAACUCGAAGCGUUUCUCCAACCAAUCCAUGGUCGACGUUGCCGACCGCGUGCUCCGCGACAAGACCGACGCAAUUGCAUACAUCAUCCGCAACAUCUCCGAGCAGUGCGCCGCCGCUGUCGAGGGCCUUCAGCUCGCCCAGCGCGCCGACACUGAGGACGGCGACAACAACAGUGAGCGCCGCGCCAGCCUUGGCCAGCAGUCGACAGUUGACGGCCGCACGCAGUCGACGAUCGGCAGCGAGUACGGUGAUGAGGACAUGCUGCGCCCUGGUCGUGGCUCCAGCAUCCCUCCCACUCCUGAUCUGAGCCACCGAUCAAGCACAUCGAUGUCUAUGACGAGCGCCUCGACAACGCCAGAUCGGUCGAGCCUGCAGCACCGAACGCACGAUGUCCUUGAUGUCCCCACUCGCAUCGUCGAGGAUGAGGCCUUCGAGGACAACAACUCGUACUCCGACCUGCCCGUGUCCAAGUACGCCACCCCUCUCCCCCGCUCGCGCCAGAGUUCGCGGCAGCAUGUGCGGUAGACCCGCACGGCUUAUGUGCGACGAUCUCUCAGCUGGCUCAACUAGCCUCAUACCUGAUCCCUGACCUCAUAAUGCCUAAGCUUCCGCUUAGGUUGGUGGCGGGACAGUCUUAACCUCACCACUGCCUCAUGGCAACGCCAUCUGGCACUUCGGCUUCUCGCCACCCCACAUUUGCAUUGCCUUUCCUUUGGCGCAGGCGUCGGCGUCAAAAGGGGCGAACUCACGUUCUUACUGUCCUUGAUCACACGUUCGAUCUACACGUUUCCCACCCCACGAAUUCUUCUUGUGUACGGCCAUUCUUAGGUAGCGCGGGCUGCGCAGAGGAGGAAAAGGAUCUGGAUCUGUGAGAUCUGGACCUCAUGUGAUGCGAGAGUAGGAGAUGUCUUCUUAUGUAUCUUAUCUUAGCGAGCUUUUUGUAGCGUAUAAUACCAUAUCUCAUCGUCUCUAC
Molecule: messenger RNA, 3497 nt
Organism: Didymella exigua CBS 183.55
Lineage: Eukaryota; Fungi; Ascomycota; Dothideomycetes; Pleosporales; Didymellaceae
Exons: 3
Coding region: 260-3049 (929 amino acids)
Biological process (GO): regulation of Rab protein signal transduction
Cellular component (GO): cytoplasmic vesicle
Source: RefSeq, a predicted model, not a curated record